AUGUCAUUCAUCACACAUGUGUUGGCAUGUCUGUUUGGGAUGGGCUCCUGGGUUACCAUCUGUGGCCUCUGGGUGGAGCUUCCUCUCAUUGUCCCUCAGAUCCCUGAGGGAUGGUAUCUGCCCUCCUACCUCUCUUCCCUGAUCCAAAUGGCUAAUGUGGGCCCUCUCUUCAUAACCCUCAUGCAUCGCUUUCGCCCAGGGCUGCUCAGUGAGGCUACUGUUAUCUAUUUCAUCAUCUCCUUUGGGGCUCUGGCAAGUUUCCUCUUGGCUUUCUUCUGGAAGGAGACAGUCAUGGUGCAGGGAACUGAACGCAGCGUGCCACUGCUGCUCCUUACUUUUUUCAUCUCUGUGGUGGACUGCACUUCAUCUGUCACAUUUCUCCCUUUCAUGAUGCAAUUGAAGCCAGAGUACCUCACUACCUACUUUGUAGGGGAAGGCUUGAGUGGGCUUGUUCCAGCCCUGGUGGCUCUGAUACAGGGGGUGGGUGUUGUACACUGUUUAAAUGUCACACAAACCUUCAAUAUUAGUGAAGCAUCUGCACAAAGUCGAAACAUAAAUGAAUCUGAAUCCACUCGCUACGUCCUCAGACCGCAUUACCAACUACCUAACUUCUCAGUAGAGGCCUUUUUUUUCUUCCUGACUGCCAUGAUGGUGGUUUGCUUGGUGGCCUUCUUGCUCCUGAACUACCACCCUGCUGUUGCCCGAGAACGUCCCAAAAGCCAACACUCAAUCAGCUUCACAAAGAGCGAUGACACUGUUUCACACCAUACAAAGGGGACGUCUGAGAGUAGACCGAUGAUUAGUUCUUUGAGUGGUUCGCAGAAACCGAGGGGUCUCUUUGGAAAAGGUACAUACAGCUGGAUGCAAGUGAUCUACAUUUUUGUCAUCUUAGCCUGGGCAAAUGCUUUGACAAAUUCAGUGCUGCCAUCAGUGCAGUCCUAUUCCUGUCUACCAUAUGGAAACAAAGCUUAUCACUGGUCUGCAACUAUGGCUGCUGUCGCCAACCCUAUGGCCUGCUUCAUUGCCAUGUUUUACUCUCAAAGGUCUCUGGUACUGAUGGGGGUUCUCACAACCAUUGGUACAGCUAUUGGGGCUUAUAUCAUGAGCAUGGCUGCUCUGAGUCCAUGCCCUCUACUAGUUCAUGAUGCAUUUGGAACUCUCAUUAUUGUGGGAGCAUGGAUCUUUUUUGUCCUUUCACUGUCUUACGUGAAAGUGAUCAUUGGAGUCAUCUUACGUGAUGAAGGCCACAGUGCCCUCGUGUGGUGUGGGGCUGUGGUACAAUUAGGUUCGAUGCUGGGGGCACUAACUAUGUUCCCACUCGUCAAUGUAUACAAUUUCUUCUCAUCUGGAGACCCCUGCAACACCCAGUGUCCCUAA
Chanos chanos (milkfish) is the source of this 1377-nucleotide messenger RNA. RefSeq names its product solute carrier family 52 member 3-2a (gene slc52a3-2a). Gene Ontology annotation, biological process: riboflavin transport. Gene Ontology annotation, molecular function: riboflavin transmembrane transporter activity. The record is from RefSeq and is a predicted model, not a curated record. The transcript is spliced from 3 exons. Gene Ontology annotation, cellular component: plasma membrane. NCBI's taxonomy places the organism in Eukaryota, Metazoa, Chordata, Actinopteri, Gonorynchiformes, Chanidae. Bases 1 to 1377 code for a protein of 458 amino acids.